CCAACGCAGGGAGAAGCCUUGCCAAGGCCCAGAAAACCAUGGCUUUCUUCGCCUGCAGUGUGCCUCUGUGCGUUCACGACUCUGCUCACUCUAAUUUGGCCUGCAGGGGACGCUUUUGUGUUCUCCACAAAAGCACCAUCAUCAACUAGACCAGUUCUACGAACUGCAACGUCAACAAGCACCGCACGUUGCGCCUCUAUGCAUGGCAGCACCGCCGUCUCGUCUACUGGCAGUGAGGUUGUCGGCGGCAGCAAGGAGGACCCAAUCGAGAUCCACGAUGACGACGACGUCGACGAUGAAGACGAAGAUGAUUUCGACGACGAGGAUGUUCACCCAUCGGUCUCCUGGCUCUAUCCUCCCAAGCCUUCCUCAACUACUGCUGUGAAGACAACGGACACCCGUAGCCAAGAGACGAAGACUAGGCCUUCAAGGAGGACGCUGUGUGUGGACUACGGAACCCGUCGUGUGGGGCUGGCCAUCGGUGUAGGGAUAUCCCCGCGUGCGGUGCCGGGCGUCACCAACGUCGGGAGCGACUUGGAAGUCGCUCGCCAGGUGCUCGUUCGAGCCCGCGGAGAAGGCAUCCGAGACAUCGUCGUGGGGUUGCCGCUCGAAAGGAACGGGACGGAGACCGAGAUGUGUGAAAUCGUGCGCGGCUUCGCCUCCGUUCUCGCCGACGUUGGCGCCGCGUCGCGGCCUACCGCCGGUGUCUUCCUGUGGGACGAGCGCUUCUCCUCCGCCCAGGCCGCGGCCAUGCUGGACCCCUAUGGGGGUGGGAUGAGCAGCAAGGUGGAGAUUGACUCCCUUGCGGCAAGCCUAAUCUUGAAACACUUCUUCGAGGAGGGGGGCACCAACAACGCCGAGAAGGUCAAGCCCUCAACGGGCGUAGUGACGGCGGAGGUUUGGCGGGCGGCGGGUAGAGACGGUGAAGAGGGCGAGGAGGACGAGAGCGAGGGGGAGAAGGGGGAAGACGCGUACGGCGAAGGGUCUAGGCGGAGGUUCCAAGAGAUGAGGGAGGAGUCUGCGAGAAGCGCGGCCGCAGGAGAAGACUCGGCUCGAAGAAGGGCAUGGCGUAAACGGCGAAGAAGAUGA
This is a messenger RNA of Ectocarpus siliculosus, 1089 nucleotides long. The record is from the annotation of a GenBank genome assembly. Lineage: Eukaryota; Phaeophyceae; Ectocarpales; Ectocarpaceae.